This is a messenger RNA of Gambusia affinis (western mosquitofish), 1943 nucleotides long. RefSeq names its product vesicle (multivesicular body) trafficking 1 (gene vta1). NCBI's taxonomy places the organism in Eukaryota, Metazoa, Chordata, Actinopteri, Cyprinodontiformes, Poeciliidae. The transcript has 8 exons. The record is from RefSeq and is a predicted model, not a curated record. Bases 135 to 1097 code for a protein of 320 amino acids. Gene Ontology annotation, biological process: late endosome to vacuole transport via multivesicular body sorting pathway. Gene Ontology annotation, cellular component: multivesicular body.
GGGUUACGUCAUCCCUGCCGAUUGGAUGGCUGCCUCCUGUUGGACAGAGAGGCGGAAGCGACACAAAGACUGCUAACAACAACACUGACCGUUUCCACUGAGUUUGUGUCUUGUGGAGGAGUUUUUGGACCCUCAUGGCUUUACCAGCCCAACUCAGAGCCAUCCAGCACCAUCUGCGGACCGCUCAGGAGCAUGAGAAACGGGACCCGGUGGUGACGUACUACUGUCGGCUCUACGCCAUGCAGACCGGCAUGAAGCUGGACAGCAAGACUCCGGAGUGCAGGAAGUUCCUGGUGAAGCUGAUGGACCAGCUGGAGACGAUGAAGAAGGAGCUGAGCGAAAACGAUUCCAUCACUCAGGAGGUGGUCGGCAACGCUCACAUCGAAAACUACGCCUUAAAGCUGUUCCUGUACGCCGACAACGAGGACAGAGCAGAACGGUUCCACAAGAACAUGAUCAAGUCCUUCUACACCUCCAGCUUGUUGAUGGACGUUCUGUCUGUUUUUGGGGAGCUUUCAGACGAGAACAUUCAGCACCGGAAGUACGCCCGCUGGAAGGCCACCUACAUCCACAACUGUCUGAAGAGCGGUGAGACCCCGCAGUCCGGCCCCAUCGGCAUGGAUGAGGAUGAGGAAGCAGAGUUUGGAGCGGAAGGUUUCUCGGGACAGAGCUUCUCGUAUGGAGGCUCCUUCAGGGCAGAUCUUCCCUCACAAAACCAGAACCAGAAUCAAGGUCCAGCUCCAGGUAUCGGGUUUGCACAGGAUCCGGGAUCAGGUCCAUCGGGCCCCCCUGCAUCGAACUACAACAACAUCCAGAUCCCACCAGGGGCCCACGCACCAGCCAACACUCCGGCGGAGCUGCCACCUCCUUCAGGAGGAGCUGGUAAAACAAUCCCUGCUGCCCGGUCGGUUCCUGCUGUUGACCCAUCACUGCUCAGCGCCCAGCAGCAGGGUGGUGUUCAGCUCUCCCCCGAAGACUUCACCAAGGCGCAGAAGUACUGCAAGUACGCCGGCAGCGCUCUGCAGUACGAGGACGUCGGCACAGCCAUCCAGAACCUCCAGAAAGCCCUGAAACUCCUCACCACCGGCAAAGAAUGAACUCUUUGUCCGUGUCCAGUCUGACUCCUCCUUCCUCCUCUCCUUUUCUUCCAUCUCAACCCCCCACCACUUUUUCUCCCCUCUAUCUGUCUCCAAUCUGGCCCAAAGUGAGCCAAUGGCCACUCUCUAGCGUCAGACGAGGACACGAUGGAAAUCAGACGGAACAAUGGUGGCCUCUGUCCACCGCCGCUCCAAUUGACGGGAAAACUGUCCAACCGACUGCAGGACUUGUGGACUCGUUAGUGACGCCCUCCAGCUGGUAACGAGCUCAUCCUCCUCGCCGGGGUUCACAUCGUUCUCACAGCAGGUUCAAAAUAAAGAAGAUGGAAAAAAACAUCUGUAGGUCCAAAACUCCAACCUGAGUUUGUGUCAUUUUAUCAACUCAAGUUUUUUGUCAACAGAACUGAUGUCAGUCAAUCUGCCCAGAAAUGUAGGAGUGAACUCACUGAUGGUUUCCACUGCCAGGAGGAGUUUAUGUUUUUUUAGAGCUUAGAUUUGAUCCAUGAAGCUUUAUUACAAAUAUAAACCUACAGGUAUCAGUUUGGAUAAAUAAAUCCUGUAAUUCCUGCAGUAAAUUGUUCCACAGAUCAUUUGGUCCAAACUCUAAUUAAUCAACAUCAACAUAAACAAAACCCUUAUUUAGGCUGAAGUUACUUCUCUGAAUUUAAUCAAAUGACUUAAUGAUAAUUGUGACUUAAGUUAGUUUUAAAUUCCUGUUUAUUUUCACACAGUGUUUCAGAGUUUAACAGGUGAUGGGAUUUAAUUGUAAAAACUAAUAAUCCUUUUACUGCUGGAAAACUUUACCUGGAAUGUUUGGCUGAUGCACAUUAAAUUAAGUUAAAGACA